AUGGGCUGCUCCGGAUCCAAGACUGCCACCAAGGCCGGCAAGAAGGCGGCGCCAGUGAAGGAAGCCCCCAAGAAGGUUGAGGUGGCCAAGCCGGCCGAGACGGCUCUGCCGGCCGAGCCAGCUCAGGCGGAAGUGCCAGCCGCGCCAGUGGUGACAGAGGCUUCUGCUCCAGCAGAGGCUGUGGAGGAAGCUGAGGCAAAAACCGCAGAUGCUGAGAAGGCGGAAGAGGCCAAGGUCGAAGAGGCCGAGAAGGCCAUUGGAGAUCUAAAAGAGUCGGAGCUGAAGUUGUCCGCAGACAAGGCUGAUGCAAAGGCGGAGGACGGAGACACAGUCACCACUGCCACCAAGGAGGAGUCACCAAGAUUUGCUGAGCUCAAGAUUGAGGCCGCAGACGCUCCCAGAGGGCCUUGCGUUUGCGGCAGCCUUUGGUGA
Molecule: messenger RNA, 432 nt
Organism: Effrenium voratum
Lineage: Eukaryota; Dinophyceae; Suessiales; Symbiodiniaceae
Source: the annotation of a GenBank genome assembly